Messenger RNA from Phascolarctos cinereus (koala), 1046 nucleotides. It is a transcript of the gene RAC2, whose product is annotated as Rac family small GTPase 2. The record is from RefSeq and is a predicted model, not a curated record. Lineage: Eukaryota; Metazoa; Chordata; Mammalia; Diprotodontia; Phascolarctidae. Gene Ontology annotation, molecular function: GTPase activity; GTP binding. Gene Ontology annotation, biological process: small GTPase-mediated signal transduction.
CCUUCCGCUUCUCCUCACUGCUUUCCAACGACCUGCCAAUCUACCAGCCUGUUAAUUAUUAUUUUUGCUUCUUCUCUCUGUGUCUCUCCUUGGGAGGCCGGCUUCUCGUUCCUUGGCUGCCCGGGAGGAGUCAGCCUUCUCCUCUUUCCCUGCCUCAGCGCCGCCAGGAGCCCAGAGAACAUGCAAGCUAUCAAAUGUGUGGUGGUGGGAGAUGGAGCUGUGGGUAAAACCUGCCUCCUCAUCAGCUAUACCACCAAUGCCUUUCCUGGAGAAUAUAUUCCCACGGUAUUUGACAACUACUCAGCCAAUGUGAUGGUUGACAGCAAGCCAGUGAACCUGGGGCUGUGGGAUACAGCUGGACAAGAAGACUAUGACCGUCUUCGGCCUCUUUCCUAUCCCCAAACAGAUGUCUUCCUGAUCUGUUUCUCCCUUGUGAGCCCAGCCUCAUAUGAGAAUGUUCGUGCAAAGUGGUACCCUGAGGUUCGGCAUCAUUGCCCCAGCACCCCCAUCAUCCUGGUGGGCACCAAAUUGGAUCUUCGUGAUGACAAGGACACCAUCGAGAAGCUGAAGGAGAAGAAGCUAACACCCAUCACAUAUCCACAGGGCCUUGCCCUCGCCAAGGAAAUAGACUCUGUGAAGUACCUGGAGUGUUCUGCCCUCACUCAGCGUGGACUGAAAACUGUUUUUGAUGAGGCCAUCCGGGCCGUCCUUUGCCCCCAACCCACCCGACAGCAGAAACGCCCCUGUAGCCUACUCUAGAGGUAUGCCCUCGGGGCCCAUUUGUUUCCCAGCACCUUGUCACUAUCCUCCCCAGUUCUCUGAUUUCGAGGCCUGGGGGCUUUUCAGCCAGUCAGCCAGCCUUUUCCCCUUGGCGUUCCUUAAUAGAUGGAUGGAAUUCUUGGUCACUAAUCUGAUUGCCAAAGACAUUUCCAGGACAAGAUCAUGUGAGCGCAUGCAAAGCUGUUCCCCACUCUCUGCUUGGGCCCCCUACCAAAGCCAGGGGCUUCUGGGGGAGAUGACCAAUAAAACAGACCUCUUUUGCUGCA